This is a messenger RNA of Exserohilum turcica Et28A, 1060 nucleotides long. RefSeq lists its product as uncharacterized. The record is from RefSeq and is a predicted model, not a curated record. Gene Ontology annotation, molecular function: calcium ion binding. Bases 271 to 843 code for a protein of 190 amino acids. Gene Ontology annotation, cellular component: membrane; cytosol; intracellular membrane-bounded organelle. The transcript has 4 exons. NCBI's taxonomy places the organism in Eukaryota, Fungi, Ascomycota, Dothideomycetes, Pleosporales, Pleosporaceae.
CGACGCCCAAAACAAUACCGAAUCCCAGCCCAGGCGUUGCCGCGCAUUAUUCCUGCUCCUGUCGCCAGCCGCCUGCGCCCCGACGCUUCCAGAACUAUUCCUGGAGCCCCGCCAUCGAUUGGCCCGCCACCACCAGCUGCUACUGCUACUGUACUUUGGGUGCUGCUCCGCCUUGCCAACAUCUCACCUCUGCCUAGCCGCUUCUUUGCCCUACAUAUUCCUGCGCGCUCCCCGACUCCCCACUUACGGUGAAUCGAUCCUCGUCCAGCCAUGGGCAAAUCCCAGAGCAAACUGUCCCAGCAGGAGCUGGCCGACCUCCAGAAAGCGACACACUUUGACAAGAAGGAGUUGCAGCAAUGGUACAAAGGGUUCCUCAAGGACUGCCCCUCGGGCAUGCUGACCAAGGAGGAGUUUCAAAAAAUCUACAAGCAAUUCUUCCCGUUUGGCGAUCCGUCGUCAUUUGCCGAUUAUGUCUUCAACGUCUUCGAUGCGGAUAAGUCUGGCACAAUCGACUUCAAGGAGUUCAUCUGCGCACUGAGCGUCACGAGCCGAGGCAAGAUGGAGGACAAGCUCGACUGGGCAUUCCAGCUGUACGACAUUGACGGCGAUGGCAAGAUAAGCUACGAGGAGAUGCUGGCCAUUGUAGAAGCAAUCUACAAAAUGGUCGGCUCCAUGGUCAAGCUCCCGGAAGACGAGGACACCCCCGAGAAGCGCGUCAAGAAGAUCUUCCGGAUGAUGGACAAGGACGAGAACGGCAGCUUAGACAUGGCCGAGUUCAAGGAGGGCUCCAAGCGCGAUGAGACGAUCGUUUCGGCCCUGUCCCUCUACGAUGGUCUUGUUUGAAGAGGAGGGUCGAUACCCAAGGGUUAUUUCCUAUACUUGUUUUGUUACAGUCGAUAUCACAGCGCAUUUGCGGGAUUUGUGGCAUACCAUCGUCCCCUCGCUGUUAGGGAUGCACAAGGUUGACUUGGCCUCGGCGCAUGGGACCUCAGGAUGAUUGAUGUAGAUACACUGCACACAAUUCAGCUUCUGGAUUGCGGGAUGCAACAAUAAACUCUAG